Dermatophagoides farinae (American house dust mite) is the source of this 609-nucleotide messenger RNA. NCBI's taxonomy places the organism in Eukaryota, Metazoa, Arthropoda, Arachnida, Sarcoptiformes, Pyroglyphidae. The record is from RefSeq and is a predicted model, not a curated record.
AAAAAUUAAUGAAACAACAAAAUGUCUUCAAAGUUUUUGAUUCAAACAUAUUUUAAUCAUCGAUUCUUGAUUGCACAACAUAAUUAUCGUUCAUUAUGUAUAAUGAUCGUUUAUUGUAUUCUAUUAAUCAUAUUAUCAUCAUCAAUGUUUAUUGAACAAGCUGAUGCAUUUAUAUUUUGGAAAGCCAAAACAACAGCAUGCGAUAUAUGUGAUGGUGUUGAUACGUAUUCCGGUCGUAAUGUUAUGUGCUGUUUUCUAUCAUCUAAAUGUUGUGGUUAUAAUAAUAUUGAUGAUCUCGAAUCGGCCCGUAUCAACAUGACUACAGCAACAACAACGUGAAUGUCAAUUAGGAAUAUAGAAUUUUGAAUUCAUCAUAAAAUGACCAACACACAACACAACGAAUGUUACCGUUUUUUGCCAUUGAAAAUUAGUUUUUUUCUCUACAUUUUCUCUCAAAAAUUAGUAAACAACUACGACAAUUUAACUGAUGAUUAAUUUAUUAUUCGAAUUUAGUGGAUUUUUCACUUGUUUAUUGGUACUUUUUUUUCACCUACUACGCAGGUGUAUGCGUGAAUUUUUUAUUUGUUUGUUUCUGUUUACCCAUUCAUC